This is a messenger RNA of Zophobas morio, 1456 nucleotides long. RefSeq names its product extracellular serine/threonine protein kinase four-jointed (gene fj). The transcript has a single exon. Lineage: Eukaryota; Metazoa; Arthropoda; Insecta; Coleoptera; Tenebrionidae. Gene Ontology annotation, biological process: cell-cell signaling. The record is from RefSeq and is a predicted model, not a curated record. Bases 102 to 1277 code for a protein of 391 amino acids.
CUCUGCAUUGUUGAAGAGAACCUCGGUCUGCUCUGCCUCUCCAGUGUAUAAAAGAGGUCGAAAGUGAGCAGACGCGCGUUCCGUGAAAAAAUGAUCUGACGAUGCCGGCUUACACCGACCUGGAGGGCCUAGCCGCCGCGAGAUCGUGCAAGAAGUGGCUGCUCUUCAGCGCCGCGGCCGCCUUCACCGUGGGCCUCGUCUUCGGCCUGCUGAUCGCAGCGGUGUACCUCCAGCAAGCCGCGCCGGAGCCCGCCGCGAGGAGCGACAACGGCAGCGAGUACGUCUCGUUCGUGGACAACCAGAAGGAGCAAGUGGUGCAGGGAGGCAUCUACUGGGGGCCCAAAUUGGAGCGGGCGUUACCGGAGGGCUACGAGCGCAAGAAGCACGCCUUCUGGGAGAAGUACCUCAAGGGCAGCGUCGCCGUGAAGCUGGAGCAUGGCUGCGGCAGGAUGCAGAACCGGAUGGUGGUGUUCCAGGACGGGCUGAAAGGGUGCGUGAGGUACCGCCAGAACACGGACCAGAUCCAGGGGGAGCUCUUCAGUUUCUACCUCGCGCAGAUUUUGAAUUUGCCGAAUUUGGCACCGUCGAGUGUGACCAUCGUGGAUUUGAAGAGCCCGCUGUGGUCGAAUCUGGCCAACGACAUUUCGGCGGCCCAGUGGAGCAACAACAAACCCGUGGUGGUGACUCAAUACAUCGACAAUCUCCUCUACGCCCCGAUUCCGCCCCUGUUCAAGCCGACGGAGCGCCACCUCAACAAGUACGACGUUUUGAAUAUGUCGACGGUGCUUCCAGAGGAGCAGCAAGUCAAGGGCUUUGUCGAGCUGGCGCAGUGGUCCGAUUUGAUCGUCUUCGACUACUUGACGGCGAAUCUCGAUCGCAUCGUCAACAACCUGUACAACUACCAGUGGAAUGUGAACAUUAUGGACGCUCCGGCACAUAACCUCGCCAGACGGGCCGAUACGGACCUGCUGGUGUUCCUGGACAACGAGUCGGGGCUGCUGCACGGCUACAGACUUCUCAAAAAGUACGAAGUCUACCACAAUAUUCUCUUGGAGAAUUUGUGCGUGUUCAGGAAGAGCACGGUGGAUGUGAUUAAGAGACUUAAAAACAAAGGCGACAUCGGCGGGUUGCUGAGGGACAUGUUCGAGAAGAACAGUGAUGUUGUCAAAGACUUGCUGCCGAUGUUGCCAGAUAAAAGUGUCAAAAUCCUGAACGAGAGGAUCGAUAAAGUGUACGGACAGAUCGUCAAAUGUGAGUCGAUGUUUGCCGAGACGUAGCUCAAUUUUUCUAUUAUUUAUUUGUUUGUUUUAAUUUAUUUGUGCCGAAAUGUGAUAGACGAAUCUAGUACGAGGUGUUGUACAGUGUGAUUCCGAAGUAGACCAAAUAUUGUAAAUAUGUACGAUAUUAUAUGUAAAUUGUUGUAAAUAAGCGACGGCUGAAUAAAACUUGGAAUGUA